Messenger RNA from Xenia sp. Carnegie-2017, 16140 nucleotides. RefSeq lists its product as uncharacterized. The transcript is spliced from 63 exons. The record is from RefSeq and is a predicted model, not a curated record. Gene Ontology annotation, molecular function: calcium ion binding. Gene Ontology annotation, cellular component: membrane. NCBI's taxonomy places the organism in Eukaryota, Metazoa, Cnidaria, Anthozoa, Malacalcyonacea, Xeniidae. The coding region runs from base 84 to 16100 and encodes 5338 amino acids.
AGUUUAUCAUAAGAGUAUCAUAGAGCAGAAUUAUGCAUAUAUUUUCCCUCAAUUAAUAUGAUUGCACCAUUUCAAGCUGCACCAUGGCACAAGUAACUUUCGUGGUGUGUCUAUUUUUGAUCAAACAUUUCAUACAAAUUCAAGGUUUCAACUCUGUUAGACUUCGGGGACCAAGAAGUUCUAGUGGUAGUGGUCGUGUGGAAGUAUUUUAUAAUGGAGAAUGGGGAACAGUUUGUGAUGAUAGCUGGGAUUUAAACGAUGCUAAAGUUGUUUGUCGUCAACUUGGUCUUGGUGCAGCUAUUAGAGCUUUACAAGGAGGUAAUGUUCCUGAUGGCAGUGGACGAAUAUGGUUGGACGACGUUCGUUGUGUAGGAAAUGAAAACAAUAUUUCGAGUUGUUCACAUAGAGGAUGGGGAUCACAUAAUUGUGGACAUGAUGAGGAUGCUGGUGUACAAUGUUCAGUUGUCAACUCUGUUAGACUUCGGGGACCAAGAAGUUCUAGUGGCAGAGGUCGUGUGGAAGUAUUUUACAAUGGAGAAUGGGGAACAAUUUGUGAUGAUAGCUGGGAUUUAAAAGAUGCUGAAGUUGUUUGUCGUCAACUUGGUUAUGACUAUGCUGUCAGUGCUUUACAAGGAAGUCAUGUUCCUGAUGGCAGAGGACGAAUAUGGUUGGACAACGUUCGUUGUGUAGGAAAUGAAAACAAUAUUUCGAGUUGUUCACAUAGAGGAUGGGGAUCCCAUAAUUGUGGACAUAAUGAAGAUGCUGGUGUACAAUGUUCAGUUGUCAACUCUGUUAGACUUCGGGGACCAAGAAGUUCUAGUGGUAGUGGUCGUGUGGAAGUAUUUUAUAAUGGACAAUGGGGAACAGUUUGUGAUGAUAGCUGGGAUUUAAACGAUGCUAAAGUUGUUUGUCGUCAACUUGGUCUUGGUGCUGCUAUUAGAGCUUUACAAGGAGGUAAUGUUCCUGAUGGCAGAGGACGAAUAUGGUUGGACGACGUUCGUUGUGUAGGAAAUGAAAACAAUAUUUCGAGUUGUUCACAUAGAGGAUGGGGAUCACAUAAUUGUGGACAUGAUGAGGAUGCUGGUGUACAAUGUUCAGUCGUCAACUCUGUUAGACUUCGGGGACCAAGAAGUUCUAGUGGUAGAGGUCGUGUGGAAGUAUUUUACAAUGGAGAAUGGGGAACAAUUUGUGAUGAUAGCUGGGAUUUAAAAGAUGCUAAAGUUGUUUGUCGUCAACUUGGUUAUGACUAUGCUGUCAGUGCUUUACAAGGUGGUGAUGUUCCUGAUGGCCGUGGAAAAAUAUGGUCGGACGACGUUCGUUGUGUAGGAAAUGAAAAUAAUAUUUUAAGUUGUUCACAUAGAGGAUGGGGAACACAUAAUUGUAGACAUCAUGAAGAUGCUGGUGUACAAUGUUCAGUUGUAAACUCUGUUAGACUUCGGGGACCAAAACGUUCUAGUGGCAGAGGUCGUGUUGAAGUAUUUUACAAUGGAGAAUGGGGAACAAUUUGUGAUGAUAGCUGGGAUUUAAAAGAUGCUAAAGUUGUUUGUCGUCAACUUGGUUAUGACUAUGCUGUCAGCGCUUUAAAAGGAAGUUCUGUUCCUGAUGGCCGUGGAAAAAUAUGGUUGGAUAAUGUUCGUUGUGUAGGAAAUGAAAAUAAUAUUUCGAGUUGUUCACAUAGAGGAUGGGGAACACAUAAUUGUAGACAUCAUGAAGAUGCUGGUGUACAAUGUUCAGUCGUCAACUCUGUUAGACUUCGGGGACCAAGAAGUUAUAGUGGCAGAGGUCGUGUGGAAGUAUUUUACAAUGGAGAAUGGGGAACAAUUUGUGAUGAUAGCUGGGAUUUAAAAGAUGCUAAAGUUGUUUGUCGUCAACUUGGUUAUGACUAUGCUGUCAGUGCUUUACAAGGAAGUCAUGUUCCUGAUGGCAGAGGACGAAUAUGGUUGGACAACGUUCGUUGUGUAGGAAACGAAAACAAUAUUUCGAGUUGUUCACAUAGAGGAUGGGGAUACCAUAAUUGUGGACAUAAUGAAGAUGCUGGUGUACAAUGUUCAGUCGUCAACUCUGUCAGACUUCGGGGACCAAAAAGUUCUAGUGGUAGAGGUCGUGUGGAAGUAUUUUACGAUGGAGAAUGGGGAACAAUUUGUGAUGAUAGCUGGGAUUUAAAAGAUGCUAAAGUUGUUUGUCGUCAACUUGGUUAUGACUAUGCUGUCAGUGCUUUACAAGGAGGUAAUGUUCCUGAUGGCAGAGGACGAAUAUGGUUGGACGACGUUCGUUGUGUAGGAAAUGAAAAUAAUAUUUCGAGUUGUUCACAUAGAGGAUGGGGAUCCCAUAAUUGUAGACAUCAUGAAGAUGCUGGUGUACAAUGUUCAGGUUUCAACUCUGUUAGACUUCGGGGACCAAGAAGUUCUAGUGGUAGAGGUCGUGUGGAAGUAUUUUAUAACGGAGAAUGGGGAACAAUUUGUGAUGAUAGCUGGGAUUUAAACGAUGCUAAAGUUGUUUGUCGUCAACUUGGUCUUGGUGCAGCUAUUAGAGCUUUACAAGGAGGUAAUGUUCCUGAUGGCAGUGGACGAAUAUGGUUGGACGAUGUUCGUUGUGUAGGAAAUAAAAACAAUAUUUCGAGUUGUUCACAUAGAGGAUGGGGAUCACAUAAUUGUGGACAUGAUGAAGAUGCUGGUGUACAAUGUUCAGUCGUCAACUCUGUCAGACUUCGGGGACCAAAAAGUUCUAGUGGUAGAGGUCGUGUGGAAGUAUUUUACAAUGGAGAAUGGGGAACAAUUUGUGAUGAUAGCUGGGAUUUAAAAGAUGCUAAAGUUGUUUGUCGUCAACUUGGUUAUGACUAUGCUGUCAGUGCUUUACAAGGAGGUAAUGUUCCUGAUGGCAGAGGACGAAUAUGGUUAGACGACGUUCGUUGUGUAGGAAAUGAAAAUAAUAUUUCGAGUUGUUCACAUAGAGGAUGGGGAACACAUAAUUGUAGACAUCAUGAAGAUGCUGGUGUACAAUGCUCAGUUGUCAACUCUGUUAGACUUCGGGGACCAAAACGUUCUAGUGGCAGAGGUCGUGUGGAAGUAUUUUACAAUGGAGAAUGGGGAACAAUUUGUGAUGAUAGCUGGGAUUUAAAAGAUGCUAAAGUUGUUUGUCGUCAACUUGGUUAUAAGUAUGCUGUCAGUGCUUUACAAGGAGGUAAUGUUCCUGAUGGCAGUGGAAGAAUAUGGUUGGAUGAUGUUCGUUGUAUAGGAAAUGAAAAUAAUAUUUCCAGUUGUUCACAUAGAGGAUGGGGAUCCCAUAAUUGUGGACAUGAUGAAGAUGCUGGUGUACAAUGUUCAGGUUUCAACUCUGUCAGACUUCGGGGACCAAAAAGUUCUAGUGGCAGAGGUCGUGUGGAAGUAUUUUACAAUGGAGAAUGGGGAACAAUUUGUGAUGAUAGCUGGGAUUUAAAAGAUGCUAAAGUUGUUUGUCGUCAACUUGGUUAUGACUAUGCUGUCAGUGCUUUACAAGGUGGUGAUGUUCCUCAUGGCCGUGGAAAAAUAUGGUUGGAUAAUGUUCGUUGUGUAGGAAAUGAAAAUAAUAUUUCGAGUUGCUCACAUAGAGGAUGGGGAACACAUAAUUGUAGACAUUAUGAAGAUGCUGGUGUACAAUGUUCAGUCGUCAACUCUGUCAGACUUCGGGGACCAAAAAGUUCUAGUGGUAGAGGUCGUGUGGAAGUAUUUUACAAUGGAGAAUGGGGAACAAUUUGUGAUGAUAGCUGGGAUUUAAACGAUGCUAAAGUUGUUUGUCGUCAACUUGGUCUUGGUGGUGCUAUUAGAGCUUUACAAGGAUGUUAUGUUACUGAUGGCAGUGGACGAAUAUGGUUGGAUGAUGUUCGUUGUGUGGGAAAUGAGAGAAAUAUCGCCAGUUGUACACACAAUGGAUGGGGAUCACAUAAUUGUGGACAUCAUAAAGAUGCUGGUGUAGAAUGUUCAGUUGUAAACUCUGUUAGACUUCGGGGACCAAAACGUUCUAGUGGCAGAGGUCGUGUGGAAGUAUUUUACAAUGGAGAAUGGGGAACAAUUUGUGAUGAUAGCUGGGAUAUAAAAGAUGCUAAAGUUGUUUGUCGUCAACUUGGUUAUAAGUAUGCUGUCAGUGCUUUACAAGGAGGUAAUGUUCCUGAUGGCAGUGGAAGAAUAUGGUUAGAUGACGUUCGUUGUGUAGGAAAUGAAAAUAAUAUUUCCAGUUGUUCACAUAGAGGUUGGGGAACACAUGAUUGUGGACAUGAUGAAGAUGCUGGUGUACAAUGUUCAGGUUUCAACUCUGUCAGACUUCGGGGACCAAAAAGUUCUAGUGGCAGAGGUCGUGUGGAAGUAUUUUACAAUGGAGAAUGGGGAACAAUUUGUGAUGAUAGCUGGGAUUUAAAAGAUGCUAAAGUUGUUUGUCGUCAACUUGGUUAUGACUAUGCUGUCAGUGCUUUACAAGGUGGUGAUGUUCCUCAUGGCCGUGGAAAAAUAUGGUUGGAUAAUGUUCGUUGUGUAGGAAAUGAAAAUAAUAUUUCGAGUUGCUCACAUAGAGGAUGGGGAACACAUAAUUGUAGACAUUAUGAAGAUGCUGGUGUACAAUGUUCAGUUGUAAACUCUGUUAGACUUCGGGGACCAAAAAGUUCUAGUGGUAGAGGUCGUGUGGAAGUAUUUUACAAUGGAGAAUGGGGAACAAUUUGUGAUGAUAGCUGGGAUUUAAAAGAUGCUAAAGUUGUUUGUCGUCAACUUGGUCUUGGUGGUGCUAUUAGAGCUUUACAAGGAUGUUAUGUUACUGAUGGCAGUGGACGAAUAUGGUUGGAUGAUGUUCGUUGUGUGGGAAAUGAGAGAAAUAUCGCCAGUUGUACACACAAUGGAUGGGGAUCACAUAAUUGUGGACAUCAUAAAGAUGCUGGUGUAGAAUGUUCAGAUAUUGAUGAAUGUUCUCUUUCUAUCGACGAUUGUCAUGAAAAUUCAACCUGUGUGAACACAAAUGGAUCGUAUCUAUGUAAUUGCAAUGUUGGUUAUUCUGGAAAUGGAACAGUUUGUGAAGAUAUUGAUGAAUGUUCUCUUUCUAUUGACAAUUGUCAUCUAAACUCAACCUGUGUUAACACAAAUGGAUCGUAUUUAUGUAAUUGCAAUGUUGGUUAUUCUGGGAAUGGAACAGUUUGUAAAGACAUCAACGAAUGUUCUUUUUCUAUUGAUAACUGUCAUCAAAAUGCAACGUGCAUCAACACAAUUGGAUCCUUUACAUGUAAAUGUAACCCAGGAUAUUUUGGAAAUGGAACAAUGUGUACAAAAAACCCACCACCAGUCAGACUUCAGGGACCGAGAAGUUCAAAUGGAACUGGUCGUGUGGAAGUAUACUAUAAUGGAGAGUGGGGAACAAUUUGUGAUGAUAGCUGGGAUUUAAGAGAUGCUGAAGUUAUUUGUCGUCAACUUGGUUAUGACUAUGCUGUCAGUGCUUUACAAGGAAGUAAUGUUCCUGAUGGCAGUGGACGAAUAUGGUUGGAUGAUGUUCGAUGUGUAGGAAAUGAAAGUAAUAUUUCAAGUUGUUCACAUAGAGGAUGGGGAUCACAUAAUUGUGGACAUCAUGAAGAUGCUGGUGUACAAUGUUCAGUUGUAAACUCUGUUAGACUUCGGGGACCAAAACGUUCUAGUGGCAGAGGUCGUGUGGAAGUAUUUUACAAUGGAGAAUGGGGAACAAUUUGUGAUGAUAGCUGGGAUAUAAAAGAUGCUAAAGUUGUUUGUCGUCAACUUGGUUAUAAGUAUGCUGUCAGUGCUUUACAAGGAGGUAAUGUUCCUGAUGGCAGUGGAAGAAUAUGGUUGGAUGACGUUCGUUGUGUAGGAAAUGAAAAUAAUAUUUCCAGUUGUUCACAUAGAGGAUGGGGAACACAUAAUUGUGGACAUGAUGAAGAUGCUGGUGUACAAUGUUCAGGUUUCAACUCUGUCAGACUUCGGGGACCAAAAAGUUCUAGUGGCAGAGGUCGUGUGGAAGUAUUUUACAAUGGAGAAUGGGGAACAAUUUGUGAUGAUAGCUGGGAUUUAAAAGAUGCUAAAGUUGUUUGUCGUCAACUUGGUUAUGACUAUGCUGUCAGUGCUUUACAAGGAGGUAAUGUUCCUGAUGGCAGAGGACGAAUAUGGUUGGAUGAUGUUCGUUGUGUGGGAAAUGAAAAUAAUAUUUCGAGUUGUUCACAUAGAGGAUGGGGAUCACAUAAUUGUAGACAUGAUGAAGAUGCUGGUGUACAAUGUUCAGUUGUCAACUCUGUUAGACUUCGGGGACCAAAAAGUUCUAGUGGCAGAGGUCGUGUUGAAGUAUUUUACAAUGGAGAAUGGGGAACAAUUUGUGAUGAUAGCUGGGAUUUAAAAGAUGCUAAAGUUGUUUGUCGUCAACUUGGUUAUGACUAUGCUGUCAGUGCUUUACAAGGUGGUGAUGUUCCUGAUGGCAGAGGACAAAUAUGGUUGGAUGACGUUCGUUGUGUAGGAAAUGAAAAUAAUAUUUCGAGUUGUUCACAUAGAGGAUGGGGAUCCCAUAAUUGUGGACAUAAUGAAGAUGCUGGUGUACAAUGUUCAGUUGUCAACUCUGUUAGACUUCGGGGACCAAAAAUUUCUAGUGGCAGAGGUCGUGUUGAAGUAUUUUACAAUGGAGAAUGGGGAACAAUUUGUGAUGAUAGCUGGGAUUUAAACGAUGCUAAAGUUGUUUGUCGUCAACUUGGUUAUGACUGUGCUGUCAGUGCUUUACAAGGAAGUAAUGUUCCUGAUGGCAGAGGACGAAUAUGGUUAGACGACGUUCGUUGUGUAGGAAAUGAAAAUAAUAUUUCGAGUUGUUCACAUAGAGGAUGGGGAACACAUAAUUGUAGACAUCAUGAAGAUGCUGGUGUACAAUGUUCAGGAAUUAAUGCAAACUGCAACUUUGAUAGUGGAAACAUUUGCAACUUUCGAAAUGGUGGGGGGAAAUUCAACUGGACGAUUAAUACUGGACCAACAUCGAGUUAUGGCACAGGUCCCAGGAAUGACACAAGUGGAUCUGGUUACUAUCUCUACAUUGAAACAUCAAAUCCGCGUCAAUAUGGAGAUAAAGCAACUGUUUUAACACCAUACUUAUAUGGUGAACAAUGUAUGAAGUUCGCCUACCAUAUGUACGGCAGCAGUAUUGGUUCUCUCAACAUUUACGCUGGUAGUCAAAUGAUUUUUAAGAAAUCAGGAAAUCAAGGCAACAUAUGGGUGUUUGUGGAACAAUUCAUUCGUCUGAAUGGAAGUUAUAUGGUGAAAUUUGAAGGUGUUCGCGGUCUCAGUUUCCAAGGUGACAUUGCAAUUGAUGCAAUCAGUUUUACACCAGGCAGAUGUUCUUUAAAAACAUCAAAGCCAACAUCACAAUCUACACAAACACCGACAAGACCUUCGGUGCAAACAGCAAACUGCAGUUUUGAUAAUGGAAAUAUUUGCAACUUUCGCAAUGGUGCGGGGGAAUUUAAUUGGACAGUUUACAGAGGUUCUACACCUAGUUGGCAUACAGGUCCCAGGAAUGACACAAGUGGAUCUGGUUACUAUCUCUACAUUGAAACAUCAAGUCCACGUCAAUAUGGAGAUAAAGCAACUGUUUUAACACCAUACUUAUAUGGUGAACAAUGUAUGAAGUUCGCCUACCAUAUGUACGGCAGCAGUAUUGGUUCUCUCAACAUUUACGCUGGUAGUCAAAUGAUUUUUAAGAAAUCAGGAAAUCAAGGCAACAUAUGGGUGUUUGUGGAACAAUUCAUUCGUCUGAAUGGAAGUUAUAUGGUGAAAUUUGAAGGUGUUCGCGGUCUCAGUUUCCAAGGUGACAUUGCAAUUGAUGCAAUCAGUUUUAAACCAGGCAGAUGCUCUUUGAAAACAUCUACGCCAACAACACAUUCUACCCAAUUUUUUACGAAACCCUUGGUACAAACAGCGAACUGCAACUUUGAUAGUGGAAACAUUUGCAACUUUAACAACGGCGCAGGGGAAUUCAACUGGACGAUUAACACUGGACCAACAUCGAGUUAUGGCACAGGUCCCAGCAAUGACACAAGUGGAUCUGGUUACUAUCUCUACAUUGAAACAUCAAGUCCGCGUCGAAAUGGAGAUAAAGCAACUGUUUUAACACCAUACUUAUAUGGUGAACAAUGUAUGAAGUUUGCCUACCAUAUGUACGGCAGCAGUAUUGGUUCUCUCAAAAUUUACGCUGGUAGUCAAAUGAUUUUUAAGAAAUCAGGAAAUCAAGGCAACAUAUGGGUGUUUGUGGAAAAAUUCAUUCGUCUAAAUGGAAGUUAUAUGGUAAAAUUUGAAGGUGUUCGCGGUCUCAGUUUCCAAGGUGACAUUGCAAUCGAUGCAAUCAGUUUUAAACCAGGCAGAUGCUCUUCGAAAACAUCUACGCCAACAACACAUUCUACCCAAUUUUUUACGAAACCUUUGGUACAAACAGCGAACUGCAACUUUGAUAGUGGAAACAUUUGCAACUUUAACAACGGCGCAGGGGAAUUCAACUGGACGAUUAACACUGGACCAACAUCGAGUUAUGGCACAGGUCCCAGCAAUGACACAAGUGGAUCUGGUUACUAUCUCUACAUUGAAACAUCAAGUCCGCGUCGAAAUGGAGAUAAAGCAACUGUUUUAACACCAUACUUAUAUGGUGAACAAUGUAUGAAGUUUGCCUACCAUAUGUACGGCAGCAGUAUUGGUUCUCUCAAAAUUUACGCUGGUAGUCAAAUGAUUUUUAAGAAAUCAGGAAAUCAAGGCAACAUAUGGGUGUUUGUGGAAAAAUUCAUUCGUCUAAAUGGAAGUUAUAUGGUAAAAUUUGAAGGUGUUCGGGGUCUCAGUUUCCAAGGUGACAUUGCAAUCGAUGCAAUCAGUUUUAAACCAGGCAGAUGCUCUUCGAAAACAUCUACGCCAACAAUACAUUCUACCCAAUUUUUUACGAAACCUUUGGUACAAACAGCGAACUGCAACUUUGAUAGUGGAAACAUUUGCAACUUUAACAACGGCGCAGGGGAAUUCAAAUGGACGAUUAACACUGGACCAACAUCGAGUUAUGGCACAGGUCCCAGCAAUGACACAAGUGGAUCUGGUUACUAUCUCUACAUUGAAACAUCAAGUCCGCGUCGAAAUGGAGAUAAAGCAACUGUUUUAACACCAUACUUAUAUGGUGAACAAUGUAUGAAGUUUGCCUACCAUAUGUACGGCAGCAGUAUUGGUUCUCUCAAAAUUUACGCUGGUAGUCAAAUGAUUUUUAAGAAAUCAGGAAAUCAAGGCAACAUAUGGGUGUUUGUGGAAAAAUUCAUUCGUCUAAAUGGAAGUUAUAUGGUAAAAUUUGAAGGUGUUCGGGGUCUCAGUUUCCAAGGUGACAUUGCAAUCGAUGCAAUCAGUUUUAAACCAGGCAGAUGCUCUUCGAAAACAUCUACGCCAACAACACAUUCUACCCAAUUUUUUACGAAACCUUUGGUACAAACAGUUGUCAACUCUGUUAGACUUCGGGGACCAAAAAGUUCUAGUGGCAGAGGUCGUGUUGAAGUAUUUUACAAUGGAGAAUGGGGAACAAUUUGUGAUGACAGCUGGGAUUUAAAAGAUGCUAAAGUUGUUUGUCGUCAACUUGGUUAUGACUAUGCUGUCAGUGCUUUACAAGGAGGUAAUGUUCCUGAUGGCAGAGGACAAAUAUGGUUGGACGACGUUCGUUGUGUAGGAAAUGAAAAUAAUAUUUCGAGUUGUUCACAUAGUGGAUGGGGAUCGCAUGAUUGUAGACAUUAUGAAGAUGCUGGUGUACAAUGUUCAGUUGUCAACUCUGUUAGACUUCGGGGACCAAAAAGUUCUAGUGGCAGAGGUCGUGUGGAAGUAUUUUACAAUGGAGAAUGGGGAACAAUCUGUGAUGAUAGCUGGGAUUUAAAAGAAGCUAAAGUUGUUUGUCGUCAACUUGGUUAUGACUAUGCUGUCAGUGCUUUACAAGGAGGUAAUGUUCCUGAUGGCAGUGGACAAAUAUGGUUGGACGACGUUCGUUGUGUAGGAAAUGAAAAUAAUAUUUCGAGUUGUUCACAUAGAGGAUGGGGAACACAUAAUUGUGGACAUCAUGAAGAUGCUGGUGUACAAUGUUCAGUUGUCAACUCUGUCAGACUUCGGGGACCAAAAAGUUCUAGUGGCAGAGGUCGUGUGGAAGUAUUUUACAAUGGAGAAUGGGGAACAAUUUGUGAUGAUAGCUGGGAUUUAAAAGAUGCUAAAGUUGUUUGUCGUCAACUUGGUUAUGACUAUGCUGUCAGCGCUUUAAAAGGAAGUUCUGUUCCUGAUGGCCGUGGAAAAAUAUGGUUGGAUGAUGUUCGUUGCGUAGGAAAUGAAAAUAAUAUUUCGAGUUGUUCACAUAGAGGAUGGGGAACACAUAAUUGUGGACAUCAUGAAGAUGCUGGUGUACAAUGUUCAGUUGUCAACUCUGUUAGACUUCGGGGACCAAAAAGUUCUAGUGGCAGAGGUCGUGUGGAAGUAUUUUACAAUGGAGAAUGGGGAACAAUUUGUGAUGAUAGCUGGGAUUUAAAAGAUGCUAAAGUUGUUUGUCGUCAACUUGGUUAUGACUAUGCUGUCAGUGCUUUACAAGGAGGUAAUGUUCCUGAUGGCAGAGGACAAAUAUGGUUGGACGACGUUCGUUGUGUAGGAAAUGAAAAUAAUAUUUCGAGUUGUUCACAUAGUGGAUGGGGAUCACAUAAUUGUGGACAUGAUGAAGAUGCUGGUGUACAAUGUUCAGUUGUCAACUCUGUCAGACUUCGGGGACCAAAAAGUUCUAGUGGUAGAGGUCGUGUGGAAGUAUUUUACAAUGGAGAAUGGGGAACAAUUUGUGAUGAUAGCUGGGAUUUAAAAGAUGCUAAAGUUGUUUGUCUUCAACUUGGUUAUGACUAUGCUGUCAGCGCUUUAAAAGGAAGUUCUGUUCCUGAUGGCCGUGGAAAAAUAUGGUUGGAUGAUGUUCGUUGCGUAGGAAAUGAAAAUAAUAUUUCGAGUUGUUCACAUAGAGGAUGGGGAACACAUAAUUGUGGACAUCAUGAAGAUGCUGGUGUACAAUGUUCAGUUGUCAACUCUGUUAGACUUCGGGGACCAAAAAGUUCUAGUGGCAGAGGUCGUGUUGAAGUAUUUUUCAAUGGAGAAUGGGGAACAAUUUGUGAUGAUAGCUGGGAUUUAAAAGAUGCUAAAGUUGUUUGUCGUCAACUUGGUCUUGGCGCAGCUACUAGUGCUUUACAAGGAAGUCAUGUUCCUGAUGGCAGUGGACGAAUAUGGUUAGACGACGUUCGUUGCGUAGGAAAUGAAAAUAAUAUUUCGAGUUGUUCACAUAGAGGAUGGGGAUCACAUAAUUGUGAACAUGAUGAAGAUGCUGGUGUACAAUGUUCAGUUGUCAACUCUGUUAGACUUCGGGGACCAAAAAGUUCUAGUGGCAGAGGUCGUGUUGAAGUAUUUUACAAUGGAGAAUGGGGAACAAUUUGUGAUGAUAGCUGGGAUUUAAAAGAUGCUAAAGUUGUUUGUCGUCAACUUGGUCUUGGUGCAGCUACUAGUGCUUUACAAGGAAGUCAUGUUCCUGAUGGCAGUGGACGAAUAUGGUUGGACGACGUUCGUUGUGUAGGAAAUGAAAAUACAAUUUCGAGUUGUUCACAUAGAGGAUGGGGAUCACAUAAUUGUGGACAUAAUGAAGAUGCUGGUGUACAAUGUUCAGUUGUCAACUCUGUUAGACUUCGGGGACCAAAAAGUUCUAGUGGCAGAGGUCGUGUGGAAGUAUUUUACAAUGGAGAAUGGGGAACAAUCUGUGAUGAUAGCUGGGAUUUAAAAGAUGCUAAAGUUGUUUGUCGUCAGCUUGGUUAUGACUAUGCUGUCAGUGCUUUACAAGGAGGUAAUGUUCCUGAUGGCAGUGGACGAAUAUGGUUGGACGACGUUCGUUGUGUAGGAAAUGAAAAUAAUAUUUCGAGUUGUUCACAUAGUGGAUGGGGAUCACAUAAUUGUGGACAUGAUGAAGAUGCUGGUGUACAAUGUUCAGUUGUCAACUCUGUUAGACUUCGGGGACCAAAAAGUUCUAGUGGCAGAGGUCGUGUUGAAGUAUUUUACAAUGGACAAUGGGGAACAAUUUGUGAUGAUAGCUGGGAUAUAAAAGAUGCUAAAGUUGUUUGUCGUCAACUUGGUCUUGGUGCAGCUACUAGUGCUUUACAAGGAAGUCAUGUUCCUGAUGGCAGUGGACGAAUAUGGUUGGACGACGUUCGUUGUGUAGGAAAUGAAAAUAAUAUUUCGAGUUGUUCACAUAGUGGAUGGGGAUCACAUAAUUGUGGACAUGAUGAAGAUGCUGGUGUACAAUGUUCAGUUGUCAACUCUGUUAGACUUCGGGGACCAAAAAGUUCUAGUGGCAGAGGUCGUGUUGAAGUAUUUUACAAUGGACAAUGGGGAACAAUUUGUGAUGAUAGCUGGGAUAUAAAAGAUGCUAAAGUUGUUUGUCGUCAACUUGGUCUUGGUGCAGCUACUAGUGCUUUACAAGGAGGUAAUGUUCCUGAUGGCAGUGGACGAAUAUGGUUGGAUGACGUUCGUUGUGUAGGAAAUGAAAAUAAUAUUUCGAGUUGUUCACAUAGAGGAUGGGGAUCACAUAAUUGUACACAUGAGGAAGAUGCUGGUGUACAAUGUUCAGUCGUCAACUCUGUUAGACUUCGGGGACCAAAAAGUUCUAGUGGUAGAGGUCGUGUGGAAGUUUUUUACAAUGGAGAAUGGGGAACAAUUUGUGAUGAUAGCUGGGAUUUAAAAGAUGCUAAAGUUGUUUGUCUUCAACUUGGUUAUGACUAUGCUGUCAGUGCUUUACAAGGUGGUGAUGUUCCUGAUGGCAGUGGACGAAUAUGGUUGGAUGAUGUUCGUUGCGUAGGAAAUGAAAAUAAUAUUUCGAGUUGUUCACAUAGUGGAUGGGGAUCACAUAAUUGUGGACAUGAUGAAGAUGCUGGUGUACAAUGUUCAGUUGUCAACUCUGUUAGACUUCGGGGACCAAAGAGUUCUAGUGGUAGAGGUCGUGUGGAAGUAUUUUACAAUGGAGAAUGGGGAACAAUUUGUGAUGAUAGCUGGGAUUUAAAAGAUGCUAAAGUUGUUUGUCGUCAACUUGGUUAUGAAUAUGCUGUCAGUGCUUUACAAGGUGGUGAUGUUCCUGAUGGCAGAGGACAAAUAUGGUUGGACGACGUUCGUUGUGUAGGAAAUGAAAAUAAUAUUUCGAGUUGUUCACAUAGUGGAUGGGGAUCCCAUAAUUGUGGACAUGAUGAAGAUGCUGGUGUACAAUGUUCAGUUGUCAACUCUGUUAGACUUCGGGGAUCAAAACGUUCUAGUGGCAGAGGUCGUGUUGAAGUAUUUUACAAUGGAGAAUGGGGAACAAUUUGUGAUAAUAGCUGGGAUAUAAAAGAUGCUAAAGUUGUUUGUCGUCAACUUGGUCUUGGUGAAGCUACUAGUGCUUUACAAGGAAGUCAUGUUCCUGAUGGCAGUGGACGAAUAUGGUUGGAUGACGUUCGUUGUGUAGGAAAUGAAAAUAAUAUUUUGAGUUGUUCACAUGGAGGAUGGGGAACACAUAAUUGUACACAUUAUGAAGAUGCUGGUGUACAAUGUUCAGUUGUCAACUCUGUUAGACUUCGGGGACCAAAAAGUUCUAGUGGCAGAGGUCGUGUGGAAGUAUUUUACAAUGGAGAAUGGGGAACAAUUUGUGAUGAUAGCUGGGAUUUAAAAGAUGCUGAAGUUGUUUGUCGUCAACUUGGUUAUGACUAUGCUGUCAGUGCUUUACAAGGUGGUGAUGUUCCUGAUGGCAGAGGACAAAUAUGGUUGGACGACGUUCGUUGUGUAGGAAAUGAAAAUAAUAUUUCGAGUUGUUCACAUAGUGGAUGGGGAUCCCAUAAUUGUGGACAUGAUGAAGAUGCUGGUGUACAAUGUUCAGUUGUCAACUCUGUUAGACUUCGGGGACCAAAAAGUUCUAGUGGUAGAGGUCGUGUUGAAGUAUUUUACAAUGGAGAAUGGGGAACAAUUUGUGAUGAUAGCUGGGAUUUAAACGAUGCUAAAGUUGUUUGUCGUCAACUUGGUUAUGACUAUGCUGUCAGUGCUUUACAAGGAGGUAAUGUUCCUGAUGGCAGUGGACGAAUAUGGUUAGACGACGUUCGUUGUGUAGGAAAUGAAAAUAAUAUUUCGAGUUGUUCACAUAGUGGAUGGGGAUCACAUAAUUGUGGACAUAAUGAAGAUGCUGGUGUACAAUGUUCAGUUUUCAACUAUGUUAGACUUCGGGGACCAAAAAGUUCUAGUGGCAGAGGUCGUGUUGAAGUAUUUUACAAUGGAGAAUGGGGAACAAUCUGUGAUGAUAGCUGGGAUUUAAAAGAUGCUAAAGUUGUUUGUCGUCAACUUCGUUAUGACUAUGCUGUCAGCGCUUUAAAAGGAAGUUCUGUUCCUGAUGGCAGUGGACGAAUAUGGUUGGAUGAUGUUCGUUGUGUAGGAAAUGAAAAUAAUAUUUCGAGUUGUUCACAUAGAGGAUGGGGAACACAUAAUUGUACACAUUAUAAAGAUGCUGGUGUACAAUGUUCAGUUGUCAACUCUGUUAGACUUCGGGGACCAAAAAGUUCUAGUGGUAGAGGUCGUGUGGAAGUAUUUUACAAUGGAGAAUGGGGAACAAUUUGUGAUGAUAGCUGGGAUUUAAAAGAUGCUAAAGUUGUUUGUCGUCAACUUGGUUAUGAAUAUGCUGUCAGUGCUUUACAAGGUGGUGAUGUUCCUGAUGGCAGAGGACAAAUAUGGUUGGACGACGUUCGUUGUGUAGGAAAUGAAAAUAAUAUUUCGAGUUGUUCACAUAGUGGAUGGGGAUCCCAUAAUUGUGGACAUGAUGAAGAUGCUGGUGUACAAUGUUCAGUUGUCAACUCUGUUAGACUUCGGGGACCAAAACGUUCUAGUGGCAGAGGUCGUGUUGAAGUAUUUUACAAUGGAGAAUGGGGAACAAUUUGUGAUGAUAGCUGGGAUUUAAACGAUGCUGAAGUUUUUUGUCGUCAACUUGGUUAUGACUAUGCUGUCAGUGCUUUACAAGGAGGUAAUGUUCCUGAUGGCAGUGGACGAAUAUGGUUAGACGACGUUCGUUGUGUAGGAAAUGAAAAUAAUAUUUCGAGUUGUUCACAUAGUGGAUGGGGAUCACAUAAUUGUGGACAUAAUGAAGAUGCUGGUGUACAAUGUUCAGUUUUCAAAUCUGUUAGACUUCGGGGACCAAAAAGUUCUAGUGGCAGAGGUCGUGUGGAAAUAUUUUACAAUGGAGAAUGGGGAACAAUUUGUGAUGAUAGCUGGGAUUUAAAAGAUGCUAAAGUUGUUUGUCGUCAACUGGGUUAUGACUAUGCUGUAAGCGCUUUAAAAGGAAGUUCUGUUCCUGAUGGCAGUGGACGAAUAUGGUUGGAUGAUGUUCGUUGUGUAGGAAGUGAAAAUAAUAUUUUGAGUUGUUCACAUGGAGGAUGGGGAACACAUAAUUGUACACAUUAUGAAGAUGCUGGUGUACAAUGUUCAGGAAUUAAUGAGUGCCUGCAAAAUAAACAUAACUGUGGAAAUAACUCAAACUGUAUAAACACAAUUGGUAGUUUCAUCUGUGUUUGCCAUCAUGGUUUUUCAGGAAACGGAGAAAAUUGUUCAGCAAACUGCAACUUUGAUAAUGGAAACAUUUGCAACUUUAACAACGGCGCAGGGGAAUUCAACUGGACGAUUAACACUGGACCAACAUUGAGCUAUGACACAGGUCCCAGCAAUGACACAAGUGGAUCUGGUUACUAUCUCUACAUUGAAACAUCAAGUCCACGUCAACAUGGAGAUAAAGCAACUGUUUUAACACCAUACUUAAAUGGUGAACAAUGUAUGAAGUUUGCCUAUCAUAUGUACGGCAGCAGUAUUGGUUCUCUCAACAUUUACGCUGGUAGUCAAAUGAUUUUUAAGAAAUCAGGAAAUCAAGGCAACAUAUGGGUGUUUGUGGAAAAAUUCAUUCGUCUAAAUGGAAGUUAUAUGGUAAAAUUUGAAGGUGUUCGCGGUCUCAGUUUCCAAGGUGACAUUGCAAUCGAUGCAAUCAGUUUUAAACCAGGCAGAUGCUCUUUGAAAACACCAAAGCCAACAACACAAUCUACAUAAAAACCUAGGAAACUUUCGGUACAAACGUGUUAUGCAAAAA